This is a messenger RNA of Sciurus carolinensis (gray squirrel), 3833 nucleotides long. RefSeq names its product vesicle amine transport 1 like (gene Vat1l). NCBI's taxonomy places the organism in Eukaryota, Metazoa, Chordata, Mammalia, Rodentia, Sciuridae. The record is from RefSeq and is a predicted model, not a curated record. The coding region runs from base 178 to 1437 and encodes 419 amino acids. Gene Ontology annotation, molecular function: zinc ion binding; oxidoreductase activity. The transcript is spliced from 9 exons.
UGGGCGCGGCGCCUGCGAGGAUUACGGCGGAGCUGUGGACCGCGGCGCCGCUCGCCGAGGCUGCAGCCAUUGCGCCGCCGAGCAUCCCACAUUCAACAGGAGGAGCCCGCGGGAGAGGAGCCGCGAGCACCUCGCGCCGCAGCCGCUGCAGCCCGUGCGCCCCGCGCCCCGCGCGCCAUGGCCAAGGAAGGCGUGGAGAAGGCGGAGGAGACGGAGCAAAUGAUCGAGAAGGAGCCCAGCAAGGAGCCGGCGGAGGGCGGCGGCGGCGAUGGCUCGCAUCGCCUCGGGGAUGCCCAGGAGAUGCGCGCCGUGGUGCUGGCCGGCUUCGGGGGGCUCAACAAGCUGCGGCUCUCCAGGAAGGCCAUGCCCGAGCCGCAGGACGGCGAGCUCAAGAUCCGCGUCAAAGCCUGUGGUUUGAACUUCAUUGACUUGAUGGUGCGACAAGGGAAUAUUGACAACCCUCCCAAGACUCCCCUGGUGCCCGGAUUCGAGUGCUCUGGGAUUGUGGAGGCCCUGGGAGACAGCGUGAAGGGAUACGAGAUCGGGGACCGCGUCAUGGCCUUUGUCAACUACAAUGCCUGGGCUGAGGUGGUCUGCACGCCAGUGGAAUUUGUCUACAAGAUCCCGGAUGACAUGAGCUUCUCCGAGGCCGCUGCGUUCCCCAUGAACUUCGUCACAGCCUACAUGAUGCUCUUUGAAGUGGCCAACCUGCGGGAGGGGAUGUCUGUGCUUGUGCACUCGGCUGGCGGUGGAGUGGGCCAAGCUGUGGCUCAGCUGUGCUCCACUGUACCCAACGUGACUGUCUUUGGAACGGCGUCUACUUUCAAGCAUGAAGCCAUCAAAGACUCGGUGACCCACCUCUUCGAUAGAAACGCAGACUACGUGCAAGAAGUCAAAAGAAUCUCUGCCGAAGGUGUGGACAUCGUCUUGGACUGUCUGUGCGGGGACAACACUGGGAAAGGCCUCAGCCUUCUCAAACCCCUGGGAACCUACAUUUUAUAUGGUUCGUCCAACAUGGUGACUGGAGAGACCAAGAGCUUCUUCAGCUUUGCUAAAUCAUGGUGGCAGGUGGAGAAAGUGAACCCCAUCAAGCUGUACGAAGAGAACAAAGUCAUCGCGGGGUUUUCCCUCUUACACCUGCUCUUCAAACAGGGCCGAGCGGGCCUCGUUCGCGGUGUGGUGGAGAGACUCAUAAGCCUGUACAGCCAGAAGAAGAUCAAGCCGGUGGUGGACUCCUUGUGGGCCCUGGAGGAGGUGAAGGAGGCCAUGCAGCGGAUCCACGAUCGAGGGAAUAUUGGGAAGUUAAUUCUGGAUGUGGAAAAGACCCCGACUCCAUUGAUGGCCAAUGACAGCACAGAGACCAGCGAGGCCGGGGAAGAGGAGGAGGACCACGAGGGGGACAGUGAGAACAAGGAGCGGAUGCCCUUCAUCCAGUAAGCCAGGACCCAGGCAGGAGAAGGCGAAGGACGGUUUGGAAGAAGAGGACCACCGCCAACCUCUUCUCCGCCCCCGUGAACACGUGCUGUAGUCCAGUGUGUCGUGUUUGUCUGCAGUCAGCCGAGCUCAGAAGCUAUUGAUCGCUGUUGUUUUUUGGAAUUAAGUGCCAAGCCCAUUCCACGCAGUAUUAUGUCCCUUCCCGAUCUGUGUGUCACACGCUCCCCUCUCCCCUGUAUCCAAGCCAUCCAUCUACAGGUCCUUCCUGAUGGUUCUAGAAUAGCCUUGCAAACAGCCCACAGGCCUGACACCUGAGAGACCAGAUGUGGGCAAGGACGACGAGAAGACAAGUUUGGACUGAGAGGUAUUGUCACAGAGAGCUGUCCAGGUCCUAGCACUCUUUGGGCCAGUGACACGCUUUGCCACCGGCCACCCGUGCCUCUGAUCAGAGCACUCGCCAGUUUGGCCGGGGGAAAGAGGGUAGGCCAGAAGACAUCCUCAUGAGCCCGUACUCUUAAAAGCUCUCCAACAGUUCUUUUUCUCUCUUCCCUUGAAGAGCCAACUUCCUGACACCCAUCCCCCUGUCUUAAGGCCAGAAGGUCCAAGCCACUCUCCUCUAAGCUGCCGACACUGGUUCUCAUUCAUAAACCCAGGGAGGCAGGUCUGGAUUUUUCAGGAUAGAAAAAAAUGGGUCAUCAGCUUGUGCUGGAGGACCAGCCAUAGAGAUUUCUCCUCUGAUGCCCCGUCCCGUGAGCCUAAGCCACGUAUGUUGUAAGAACACCCACCACGCUUAGGACUAAUUCAAUGUCAUUCUGAGAUUCCACCAUGUUUGCAGGCUUGCCAUCAACAUUACCAAUUUUUUAAAAUUUUCCAUUCCUGGUAGCAAGCAACCCCCCUCCCCAGGGAAGGGCUCCCUUGCAGACCUUAUUUGGAAAACUCAGUGUCUCUCCUGUCUUGCUGAAGCAUGUUCCGACAAGUAACAACUCUAGUGAUGCCAAAUGUGUGGUUCCUACCCUCUGAUACCCAACCAUGGUGCCGAUCCUGCAGGGCCCUGCUCCUCAGAAACCAGGGACCAAACUGCUAGAUUCCCUGCUAUCCCCUGAUAUCUGUCCAGCUGCCAGCCCCCCAACUCCUUAAAAGCCCCUCCCACUACCUGCCCGUGUGACUGGACUUGAGAGGUGAACACACGUGCCCUGGGGAAGGGCCUCCCCACUCCUUCCUUCUGGUCCUUUUUGGCCCAGUGAUUAAUCUGUCACUCACGAACCAUGCUAGAAACACAAGGAGCCCAGGCAAGUAGCACCCCAAUAGGUUUUGCUUUAUGGAAGACCUAAGAGGGUUCCCACGUGCCCAAUGAUUAGGAACCCAACUUCCUUUGCAUGGGGGGAAACCUAAGAGUCCAUGCUUCACCCAGUUCUUCCACCAACACACUUGACAGUGGACCCACCUCUUCCCCGGAGUGACGGGAAUGGAUGCGUUUCAACCAUUACUUGCUUAGUUUCCCAAGUUUCUUUGUAACAAAUGUCACCUCAUUCAUCGUGUUGUUUUUCCUGUCCUCAGCUUGUGAUGAUGACUUAUUUAUGCCAAAUAUCUAUCUGGAAGGGGUCUCUCCUCGUUGUGAACGUCUGUAAACCAUGAAGGCAGGAAAGGGUGUGGCCGUCUGAGAAGCCAAGGGAUGAGAGUGUCCCGAGAGAGGACGCCCGAGCCAUCUUCUCUUCCUGCCCCUGGACGCGGCAGUAGCCAGUUGGGCCAUCCUGAGAUGGGGGGGUUCAUCUCCCUUUUUCUAGACACUAUUACUGGUCAGUCAUGUUUCCCCCAUAGCUGUGCUGAAGGGGCUUCUAAGGGACCACUAUCUAAGUGACAUUCCCAGGAGGCAGGGCAAAAUGGCGUUCCCUAGGGCUGGAAGAGCUGGCCCUAAGAGGGCUGUCCUCCAGGGGUGAGGGAACCUGGCCCCAUUUGGAAUCCAGAUGUCCCUUGUUGUAUCCAAAAGAGAAGCAGGGCAGUCACCCCGUCCCACACUGUUCUUUUAGCCGGUGAAGCGAGUCCAGCCUCACUGGCCACACCUGUUGGUUAAACCCUGUCCUCUCAGGAUGCGGAGUGAGGAAGCUGGAGAUUGACCGUAAUGUCAGUGUCUGCCAUGAAGAAUGGGGGGCAACAUGUGGUCGUUCCAUGGACUCUCAUUUUAAGCACCUCCUUCCCGUCUCCUGGUUGUGUUUCUGAAGGAAUUGUGAGGAACGUCUCGGUUUGCCUUAAAGGAACCGCGAAGGCUUCUCCUCCGUUAAGCUUGGUUGGAGUGAACUGAAACAUCGUCCAAUGUGUUUGUGGCUUUAGAGCUUUUGUUAUAUUGUGCCUACAAAGCAAAUUAUGUUUACAUAAAAAUAUAAAUAAAGUAUUCAGCAUAG